Messenger RNA from Aspergillus alliaceus, 767 nucleotides. RefSeq lists its product as uncharacterized. Lineage: Eukaryota; Fungi; Ascomycota; Eurotiomycetes; Eurotiales; Aspergillaceae. The transcript has 2 exons. The coding region runs from base 13 to 702 and encodes 229 amino acids. The record is from RefSeq and is a predicted model, not a curated record.
UGAAAAGCCACCAUGAGCCCCUACUCGCUUUUACCCGUCACUCUCCAAGAUGGACCGGGGGUCGCAAGUGUCCAGCACAACGGGUUCGCGGACGACGGCUUCACCCUUGCCUCAUUCCCCAAUGUCCCUCUCAGGAUCAAGGUGAAGGAUUCCAUAGAGCGGUGGCCAGCCAACUUCUUUGCCCCCGGCAGCAUUUACCUCAAGACUGUAGACAUCGACAGUCAGGAGAUCGUUGGUUAUUCCAAAUGGCAACUAGAUCCCCAGCUAGCUGAGUCGGUGAAGGAUCGCUUCGGUAGCAAAGAAGUCCCCGCUCCAGAAACGAAGCUGGAAAGACGGGAUCCGGUCGGAUUGAAUGAUGAUCUUGCCGAAACCAUGACCGAGAAAGUCCUCACAGUCCGCAAUGCAGUUCUUGGAGAACGUCCCCACAUGUUGCUGUCACUGAUCAGUACCAUACCCUCCCACCGUCGCCGGGGUGUUGCUUCCCAGCAUCUAGCAUGGGGUACCAAACUAGCAGAUGAAUACCACCUACCGAUUUGGCUGGAUGCGAGCCCAGCAUCAGUUUCUUUGUACAAGAAGUACGGGUUUAUGGCUGUCGGUACGGUUGAGUCGGAUCUAAGUUUCGGAUCCAACGGUGCCGCCAGCGGUUCUUACAUCCAUACCUCGAUGUUGCGCGAGCCGAGUCACUUGAAAUUAUCCGAGUAGGCCAGUAGAUCUCUAGACUAGCUUAGCUUAUUACUAUUUUACCUUUUGGAAAACGGAUGAUGCAC